GGUAGUACUCAAGUUAGCAAUAACGAAGGAGAGACUGGGGUUCCGAUAUUUACUCUCCCAGGUAAGAUAAUUUCAAACUCGUAGGAGGAACAAAUAAUCCUACCUUUACCCCUCAAGGAGUCCUAAUGGAGCCAGGAAAAUAUCUUGAGCAUUCUGUUAAUUUUGAGUAUUCAAGUGGAUACUCAUUUGAACUUUGGGUGUAUUUCUACGAUAUUGAGAUCAACAGAAUUUAUCUGGGAAACAUUACGAACACUUCAGAAAGCACAAAGAAUAUCUAUAUUGGCAUUUCUUACAUUUAUGCUACUUCAAAAUAUAUGUUCUCAACUAUGCUCAGAUCUGACGGUAUAAUUUCAGAAAAACAAAUAAUGAAAGGAUGGAAUAAAUUUGGAUUUUACAAAAAUUCAUCUGGUUUCUCCUCCUACCAAUAUAAUUCAAUAGAUGGGGAUCUUUCUCCUGGAGAUGAAUAUUCUGAUCUUGGUCUAACAAGUUCUAAAAAUGCUCUUGGGUGCUACCAAAAAUGAGACAGUCCUCAAUUCAUAGUCAGUAGUCUGAGGUUCCGUGAUGAUACAAAUCUGGGAAUACUUGGCAACUCUUUCUCAUACAUGAAUCCAUUAGCAACAUGAGGAGAUGGAAUCGUUCAAAGAGAACAUCUUGAAGAGUGCGACGACUCACAUUCUACUUUACCUGGAUGUAAUGAAGCAUGACUUCUUGAGUCAGGAUAUAGCUGCGGCAAAGAUCCCUAUCAAUGAUUCCCUGCUCAAUGUGGAGAUGGGUAUUAUGCUACAGGAGAGCAAUGAGACGAUCAGAACACUUCCAGUGGAGAUGGCUGAAGCAACACAUGACAACUCGAAGCUGGGUUUACUUGAACUGGGAUUGAAAAUACCACUUGAACUCCUAUUUGUGGAGAUGGCAUUAAGAUUUCAGCUCUCGAAGAAUGAGAAGAUGGAAAUACAGAUAACAAUGAUGGCUGUAGCUCUGAUUGAAAGCCAGAAACUGAUUACGUCUGUGGAGGAUGGACUUCGAUUUCGAACCCAGACACUUGCAAUAUAGUGUGAGGUAAUGGGAUUCAAAAUCCUCUAUUUGUAUCACCUCUCAAAUGAGAUGAUGGUAACACUGACAAUGGAGACGGCUGAGAUGAAAACUGCAAUGUUGAGGGAGGAUAUACUUGUACAUCAAAUGGAGCAAGUGUGUGAACUCCUAUAUGAGGAACUGGAGUUGUCAUAAGCCCAAAGGAAUGAGAUGAUGGAAACGAUACUCCUGGUGAUGGUUGCGAUGAGCACUGCAAUGUAGAGGAGGGAUAUGUUUGUACAUCAAAUGGGACAAGUGUGUGAACUCCCAUAUGAGGAACUGGAGUUGUCAUAAGUCCAAAAGAAUGAGAUGAUGGAAACACAACUCCUGGUGAUGGUUGAGAUGAAAACUGAAAUGUAGAGGAAGGAUAUACCUGCACAUCAACUGGGACAAGCACCUGAUCUCCUCUAUGAGGUAUUGGAGUCAUUAUUGGUCCAAAAGAAUGAGAUGAUGGCAAUACCAAUAGCGAUGACGGAUGCAGCUCAGAAUGAAAAGUGGAGGAAGGAUAUUAUUGUAAAAACUUUGAAAAAGACCCAAGCUUUUGAAACAAGUGAAAAUUUAACCAAGAAUUUAAAGACAGCAGUAUAAUUUCAAGAUGUGGGGAUCAGUCAAAUCUAGAGUCAACAUCAAUGUCAGAAGGAGUUUCCACUAGUGCUCAAAUAGCGACUGGCAUAAGCAUGGGAGCUGUCAUAGGAGUAUCUAUUCUAAAUAUGUCUUCUCUCACAGGAAUCUGGUCCCUUGUGAACCAAUUUCAGCUAUUUCUCUUACUAAUCCUCACCAGAACUCCCCUACCAGGAGAGAUAAACUACAUAAUAGCUGACAAUGACUUUAUGUCCUUUGACAUGUCUUUCUUACCAGUGGCUAAGCUCCCUUAUAUAUCUGAGUUUGAAGGUUGGGUCAUGCAGGAGCAAGAUGACGUGUAUCUUCAUCGCAUUGGGAUUAAAUCCAAGACUAGUAUUUAUACCAACCUAAACUUAGUCAUAACUUUCUUGGCUAUAGUUUCCGUCUAUCCUUUUGUGAUGCUCCUGAAAUGAUGUGUUAAAGAAAUUGGCUAUAGAAAGAAGAUUUCUUGAAACAACUUUGGAAGAGGCAUCUUGGAACUGUUUAAUUUUUCUAUAUUUAUCAGAAUUAUAGUUGAAGGAUUUCAGCUUUUGCUAAUAACAAGUUCUUCAGAGUUAUCUAAGAGAAAUACCUCUACUUUAGCAUCUCAAAUAUCUCUUGGAUUUGCUUUAGUAGGUUUACUCAUUUGAAUGACCUGCAUUUUCUUUUCUUUCUAUAUCUUCUAUUCAACCAGAGAUAUCUUUGACCCAGAUGAAGCCUACAAAUUAUCAGAGUUCAUCACAGGAGUUUCAGACUCAAAAUAUUCCAGAAUAUACUCCUUUGCAGCACUUACAAGAAGGACUAUGAUGAUCUUGAUACUCAUCUUACUACAAAGCCUUGACUCCUUCUAUCUAUCAUGAAUACUUUCGGGUAUCCAAACUUUAUACUUCCUGCUCUUGAUGCUCAUCCGCCCAUUCACAAGGCCAGAAAACAACAUCAUCGAGAUUGUCAAUGAGUUAAUUUUCUUGACACUCAGUUUCUUCCUAUGACUAUUUAACUCAGAAAGUAAAUGGACUCCAACUGUGACUAAGGCUUUUAGCUUCAUAAUCCUAUCUAACUCAUUGAUCAUCACACUCAUCAUGAUCUCAACUCUGAUAGUUACUAUAAUUAAUAAUAUCAAAUGAUCUAGCAGAAACAAGCCAACACAAGUUUCUUCAAAAGUACUCCCUGCUGCAUUACAAAGAGUGUCAAAGAGAAGUUAUAUGGUUCAUAGAGAAUCUGAAGUGUCAAACAUCAGAAUUGAGGUGACAAGGUAA
Molecule: messenger RNA, 2924 nt
Organism: Moneuplotes crassus
Lineage: Eukaryota; Ciliophora; Spirotrichea; Euplotida; Euplotidae
Source: the annotation of a GenBank genome assembly